Molecule: messenger RNA, 2312 nt
Organism: Capsaspora owczarzaki ATCC 30864
Lineage: Eukaryota; Filasterea; Ministeriida; Capsasporidae
Product: programmed cell death protein
Exons: 3
Coding region: 135-2132 (665 amino acids)
Biological process (GO): negative regulation of DNA-templated transcription
Cellular component (GO): nucleus; cytosol
Source: RefSeq, a predicted model, not a curated record
AAUUGGUGGCGAAUUUUUUUUCAUUUUUCGAGUUUUUGUCGCUUUUUUUUUUUUUUUUUUUUUGUCGCUUUUGUGUCGCUUUGUUGGUUCUCCCAUCGUUUCACGCAACACACUUCCCAACGCCAAAAAAAACCAUGUCGACGGCUGCUGAGCAUCUCACGAGCCCGCCAACGGUUCCGCAGACAGCGUCGCAGGCUGCCUUCCUCGCGCAUUCCCGCAAUGUCAACCACCACAGCGGUGGUGUCGGCAGCGGCGGCAUCGGCGGCGGCGGUGGUAGCAACCACUCGCUCAGCGGUGGCAGCAGCAGCACUGGCAGCAUUGGUGGCGGCGUUGGCGGCGUUGGGAUUGGAUUGAGCGCAGCAAGCAGCGGUGCGAGCCAUUCUGCACCCAUCGCAAUGCCCCACCACAACAGCGCUGCGUACAUGCCCCACAGCCACCACCAGCACUAUGUGCGUGGAAACAGCCUCGACAACGGCUCGUCGAGCGAUGGCUCAACCAGUGGCGGCAGUGGCGGCGGUGGCAGUGGCAGUGGCGGUCGGCGUUCGAGUCGUGAAGCGAUCGCCAUCGCCGCCGCCGCAGCCGCUUCCAUGCGCGGCCGUCGCAAGCGCAACACGUCCUCUGGCUCGUCCCGCAAGAUCGUCAUCAAGAAAGGUGGAGCUGGUGGCAAGACUGUCUGGGGCAAGCCAGGGUGUGAGAUUGAUGCCGCGCCCGCGACGUCGAACGAUCCGCGUGAUCCCAACUACGUGGACGAAGACGAGGAAGAGGAGGACGAGGCGUUUGAGGACGACGAUGAUCGCUUCGACCCGACCGAGCCGCCCACCCGGUCUCAGCGUCCCAGAGUGGGUCUUCCGCCCAAGCAGUCGUCCGCGUGGCAGGCCGCGGCUCAAGAGAAGGAGGAAUGCCAGCGCUUACUGCAGCAAACGUUGCCGCACUACAUGUUGAACGGCGAUCCAACCGACAUUGUCGACGCGCUCGAAGACGCCAACUUUUCGGCUGCGGGCGUCACGAUUGUCGCUCAUAUCAUCGAGAUGGCUCUGGACCGCAAGGACUGUGACAGGGAACUGGCAGCCAUUCUUGUAGCCACACUGGUCGCGCAGCGCAUCGUGGGAUCGGACGAUGUUGCGAACGCCUUCGAAUCGCUGUUGGCACGCCUGUCAGACAUUGUGCUGGACACCCCUCAUGUUGUGCAAACCCUUGCCAAGUUCAUUGCACGUGCGGUUGCGGAUGACAUUCUUCCUCCAGUGUUUGUGACGCGCAGUCAUUCCGGGUCCAACUCCAGUUCCGCGGCCAGCUCCUUCCCCGCCAGUCCGUCGACGCCUUCCAACACGCCAAUCUUCCGGCCCAUCACCUCGUCCCAGCGCACGCUUUCCACCUCCGUCCCGACGCUCGCCAUCCCGAUCGGGGCUGGCAGCGCCCCGCCUCGCAAGAGCUCUACGUCCACCCCAGCUCCCGCCAACAGCAUUGAUGAGAGAGCGUUUCUGUCGCUGCAUGCGGCCCUGCUCUCGACGAGUCCGCGCGAAGCAAUCAGUGCUCUUGAAGCAGCAGCCGCCAACUACGCCGCGAAACGACACAACAGUGUGUCGUCAACGUCCAUGUCUCCGGUUCCGGAACCGGAUUUGGCCGUCGAUGCGUUGCAUCUUGCUAAGACGCUUAUCAACAUGAAGCACGGCUUUGUUCGCUUGGACAAUGUCUUUGGCGUCAACGGUGGCAGGCGCACUGUCAAGCAGCUCUCCAAACAGAUUGGCCUGCUGUUGCGAGAAUACUUGUUCAGCGACGAUCUGGCCGAAGCGGAGCGCUGUGUUCGUGAGCUCGAGGUGCCGCACUUUCAUCAUGAGAUUGUGUACGAGGCAAUCAUCAUGAUGAUGGAGCGACCAGCGGCACGAGACCGAGCUGCCUUGAGCCGGCUGCUUGGCGCGUUUGCCAGAACGUUGUUGCUGACCCCCGACCAGAUCGAGCAAGGUGUAGCGCGUGUGUAUGAAGAGCUACCGGAGCUUGCAAUGGACAUUCCAAACGCCGCAGGUCAUCUCGACGAAUGCAUGAAGGCUGCAAUCACGGACGGUUGGAUUUCGCAACCCACCCUUGUGAAACUUGCCGGCAAAGCCGCAGUGCAGCACGCACCACGUAGCUCUUAGCGGCGUGUGGCAGUCUUUUUCCAGAGUGGGCGUAGCCAGCGAAUGGGUUCUCCGACGGCGACUCGUUGCUGUGAUGGAAAGUGUUUGAUGUGUAGGUCGGGUGGUUUGGAAUUUUAUGAAUCAGGUGUUUGCGCUGUGUCUUUCGCUGAUCAUUGUCAAUACAAGCAAUUUUGGAGGCAA